Molecule: messenger RNA, 3722 nt
Organism: Rhincodon typus (whale shark)
Lineage: Eukaryota; Metazoa; Chordata; Chondrichthyes; Orectolobiformes; Rhincodontidae
Exons: 15
Coding region: 458-1609 (383 amino acids)
Source: RefSeq, a predicted model, not a curated record
GUUUAAUUUCCUCGAUGGUUCCUCCCGAACUUCAUAUGACAGAAUGAGGAAAGCUUUAAAAAUGUUCCUGGAUCAAAAGGACACAUUAAAACCACAGGGACUAAAACGUUUAACACUGUUAAAAAAAGGGUACCAACAAUUGAUGCACCACAUGCCUAUGGGUCAUCCCUUUUGGAACAACACAUAAGAGAUGUCGGCAUAAAUGAUCCUUUAAUUGGACUGAAAUAUGUAAUUGAAUAUCAGACUGAACAGUCACCAGAUCCAACGUUCUUCUGUGGACUUUGCAAUUGUCGAGGAGGAUUUUCCUCCUUCAUCUCACAUUUACUUGGUUAUAAGCACAGGCUGAAUUAUAUGGGAAGAGCAUACCCAGAUGCAUUACAGCUUGACGGAGUAAAACUAAAGCAAUCAGAAUUGAAUGCAUUAGUUAAAGAAAAGGCAGAAUUUAUUGAGAAGAUUGAUGGAAGGGGCAGUGUUAAGGUUGUCGUGGAUGAUACCCCAGUUGAAUUUUCUGGAGGAAACCCUGGGAAAAGAGUUCCAGAUAAUUUUUUUUGUUUUUGCUGAUUCAGAUAGCCAGUCACGACACGACAACUUUGGAAGUGGUUUCAAUCAUUUUAAUAUGGAAAGUCCCAGUGCCUAUGACCCAAGACGGGUGCGAUCGCAAGAUGGACAGUCAGAUAAAUAUUCAAGACGCGAGAACUUUGGAAGUAGUUUUGGUCAGCAUGAUAAUAUGGGAAAUUCUAGUUCCUAUGAAUCGAGAAUGCCACCUUGUCACGAUUAUAGAUCAGCUGGAGAGAUGAUGCAUGAUGACUGGAGAAAACAUAUAAAAUCUGAAGAUGACUUUAUGGAUUGGAGUGACGACAUGCGAAACUCUGGAGAUGAUUACAGGAGAGGCGAACCAUUGAGGAAUUAUUGUAAUGAUUAUUCCAAAGGAUCUGAUGUUGAUGAUCGUUGGAUGCAAAGUGAUUUUGAACCGUACAGAUCACCUGAUUCCAAACCUGCCUAUACAAAUGAGGAGUUUUUUGAAUAUUUGCAAAAUUUUCAAAUCACUAGCGAUAGUGACGCAAGUUUUGCCUUGAAAGUUACACAGAGUCUCACAGAUGGACUAAUGGAAUAUCGUCUCAAGACAAUGACUGGAUUAAAUCAAGACAAAAGACCCCUCUUGGAUGAGGAAUUGAGACAGCUUCCCAGUAUACCAGAUGAACAUUCGAAAUAUGAAUCUCGCAUGCCACAUCCAGCUUUGUCACGCCCAGUGCCAGGAAACAAUCAGAGAUACACUGCCAGCUCAACUAACUUUAGACCUAAAUACAAAGUUGGUGCCUGGAAAAAAGCAGUUGCAAUGCAAUCUAAAACAAAUUUCAAAAGAACAGGUUUUCAAUCCAAUCGAAGGCCACUGAAACCCUCAACGUUUAACUCCAGUCUGUCAAAGUCAAAACAUGGUGGUAUUUUGACCCCACACCUGCUUAAGGCUGUCCGUGGAAUGGAUAUUAAUAAAGCCAGUAAGACCUUGGCUAAAUUGUCGAAAACUAAUCCAGCACUGAAAGGUAUAAAGGUCUCUGUCUUGGUUAAUGUGCUGGUGGAGGCUGGUGUACUGAAGAAUAUGCAGACUUAAGACCAGCACCAGCUGAACAAGUGGAGUUGGCAUUUACAUGAGAACAUCAGGACUGUAAUAAAGAUCUAGACUUUUGCUUGUUGUGAGCUGUUAAGCUUUAUUUAGACCGUUGUCUUAGAUGAUAACCACUGGUAAAACUGAAAAUGUUCAUUGAAUUCAGUCGGAGGAAAAAAAACUAGACUAGCUUAUAUGAAAUAAACUUAUUUUUUCAUAGCCUUGGGUGGUGAAACAUUAUGGAAUGUCAAAUAUUUUGUUGCAUUUUUCUUAAUGCUGAUGUACAUUUUUGCAAGUAGUGUUUUGUUUAACAUGUGGUGUACAGAUUGUACAAUGAAACUUUGCAGCUGAGUCCAUUGUGAACUAUAGUGACAUCCCUCUUCGCCUGGAUUAAGUCACAUUAAAGCUUUGUGUACUAAAUCGUAUUGCAGUAAAUUCAAAAGUUCAAAGUUGAAGAAAUGUUAAUGUUAUGUUGCUGUGUUCAUGGAUUUAAAUUAUAAAUUGAAGUUUAGUGCUGUAAUUCAAAAUUGUUCAGGAAAAUUAGAUGUCAGAGUUUCGUAAUCUUAAAUUCUUACCAAUUUUAUGCCUUUGAGGGGAGAGUGAAUUUCAGAAUGAUAUUCCUUGUAGAUUAAUUCAUGAUUUCAAAGAUUGAACACUGGCAUUAAAAAACAUUGUGACUAGUCCUUAACAAAGUUACUAAAAUACAAUAAAAUGUAUUUUCAAAUUGCUUUGCUUAGUUUUCUAACAAGUUGGAGGACUAAGAUGAAAUCAGAAAUUGUUCUGUUCUGUAACAACACAAAAACAAUUGCUUUGAUUUUUUUUUUGUGGAGACAACCUGAGUUGUGCAUUGUGCCAAAAACAGAGCAUUAUACAGCUGUAUGAAUUUGAACUGGUGCUGUCAACAGGACACGGGAGGGGAUGGAGUUUUGGUUGUAAUUCCACUUGUUUGUCCUGCCAUGCAAUCCAAAAAUACAGCUUGUUUACACUAGCUCCUUAAUGUAACUUGCACUAGUGAGUACUGAAACCGGAUACUCUUCGAUAUCAAAUGCUUCAACAGAAGAAAAACAGAACCCCCAAGGUAAUAGGCAUACAAUAUUUAUUUUACUCAAACCACUGAAGAGGAAAGAUUACAUCAGAACAAAUAAAAGAUCUGUGUAAUGAAAGUCUCUGCUGUAAUUGUAAUGAUUGCCCUGCUGCUCAAAGGUAUUCAACUGAGAGAAAAGAAACUUUUGGCAAAUGACUGACAAAAGCGUAACACCAUUCCUUGAAGCAGCUAUUGUUACAAAAAGUGGAAUAAAAAAAUUUGAAUCAGGAUAAUGGGACUUGAAUAACUCAGCAAAAUGACGGUAAUAUGAGCUGGCAGAUGGAAAAUGCUGGCAGAUGGAAAAUACUUGCAUGUAGAAAUGCUAAUCCUUCAACACACAUCUACACGCCAAUAAGCUUCGUGAGUCUUUAAAACAUGUUUGAAGCCACCUUUUUCAAAUAUAUACAUGUUAGGCAAUUAAUUAACUGUUCUUAUUUUCUAUGUUCACUAUAUUUAACUAAAGAUCGACAAAUUGAUCAAGCAGAAUUUCUAACAGACAUUUGAGGGUACAGGUAAGUAUAUUGCUGGAAAUAUUUACUUUGUAAAAUUCAUAAAUUCUUGAAGUAAUAAAAUAAACCUUCCAAAAGGUAUCUGUUCACAGAUGGUUUGGACCUGGCCUAGAGACAUUUUGAUGCCAAUGUAAAAACUUACGGGUACGAAGAGGUCAGUCUGUAUUUAAAAGAUUUGCUUCACUUACCUAGGUCUCCAAAUCCCUGCUACAAAUAAAAUAGUUUGAGUUUGUUUUUAAAUAACUGAUAGAAUCUAAUUAACGAUUCUAAUAUUGUGAUUGAGACUUAUUUUCAGAACAGUGCGAGUACUAUUUUAAUUAUUGAAAUGUGCUAACUUUGAAACCUAGAAGGCUGAAACUUCGGUGCAACCAGAAUGAAAAGAUCUACAUUGAAGCUGUAAAUCAACAGUACUCUAGAAAGGUUAAUGCUUUUGUACAGAUAUACUUAACUGAUAUUUUAACAUAUUGGAAUGCACAAAACAAGCCUUUUUUCUAAUCAAAUCUUAUUAAAAAAGGUUUUAAAAGGA